AUGAGCUACCGGAUAGCUUCUCCUUCGCGCUUGCUAGUCUCAUGGGUCCUUCUCAACCUCCUCGCAUCAUCAGUAGCCCGCAAGCCCCAGACUCAAUUUCCUCCCUCGCUCAUGGGUGCGUACUUGCCCAUGGACGUGGUUCGCAACGGGACCAACGAGGAAGGAGAUGAGAACAUCUGCAUCGAUCACUUCUGCUGGGUCAACACCGUCCCUCAUGCCCUCUCCAACAUCGUGAAAGCCUUCGUCGAUCCCCGGUUGGGCAUGGGCUCGGCGAAUGAGAGGCACUUCCUGGGCAAGGCCUUCUCCUCCUUCCUCUCUACUGCAGCUGGCAGGAUGAAGGGCGAGAGGGGGAGGCAGGGAGGAGGGGACGAGGCUGCUGGGAGGAAGGAUUACUUUGCUGUCUUCUCGCUGAUGCUCUCCGGGAUCUUCAAACCCAAGUUUCCUUUCUCACAUGCGAUGCUGACGAGAGCAGUUCAGCUGUCUGAGUAUUGGAUCUACGAGCCGUAUCCCAGCUGCCUGCAUGUGAAAGGCCCAUGGCAUGAGGAGUGGGCGGGGAACUACUCUCUUACAUCGGAGACAGAUCCCAAUGGGAGGGUGAUGUACGAGCAGCGGGGGGACUUUGCAGAGCAUCAGAUUUCGUGGUCGGACGGCUGCUGGUUCAUGGAUGAGCUGAAGGAGCUGGAUGAAAACAGCAAACCAGAGGUAGAUUCGUCACUUUCUCUCUAUGAAGAAACAGAAUCCUUCAUGGACGGGACCAACAUCUCCAGCCUCGAGGACGAGGAGCAGACAGCGCGGGGGGCAGCAGGGUCAAGGGGGGGGCCAUCUGCAGGGAGGAAGAAGAAGAACCGAAGACCCAAGGCAUUCCAGCGCAAGAGGCUGUACCAGAGCUGCGUCGAUACCGACAUGGUGCCUUCAAGCGGGUGGGUAUCGGUGCGAGGGAGGGGCCCCUCCCCCUCUAUCUCACAGUGUGACACUUCCAAGACAAGGGCAAAGAAGAAACGUGACUCGCUCGAUGCUGCCGACUUACACAAGUCGGCUGAUCCGCACGUGCGGGAGAACUCUCUGCACAUUGAAAGCUUUAGAAGGAGGACGGAAGACGACUUGCAAUGGGCGCUGCUGACUGAAGACCUUUCAGAUUCAACCAAACAUGCAGCGAGGGACUCACGGAGGCGGGAGGAGGCUCUAGACUCCGAGCACGAGUACUCUCAGCUUCAGAACUCCUUGAAACCAGCAGCUUCCUCCCUCAUGGACAGGUACCGGCGCAUCCUUACAUCCAACAAGCUCGUCAAGACGCUGCGGAAAGUUUCAAGGCUCCUGCUCAAGAUCGGUUCGCUCCCAUUCCGCUUCUUCAAACUUCACCUGCCCUGGCCCUUUGGUCAUGAUAAAGUUGGUUACCUCGUCUUCCGAGGAACGGCAGACGUCCACGACAUCCUCACCGACAUUGGGCACUCGCAGGUGUUCUGGUUGAACGAGGAAGGGCCCUCGUGGGGCAUCUGGUCGUCAGUGCACACGGAGGUGAGGAGGAGCAUCUCGUCCAUCCGCGCAGCAGUGAGGAAGGCGAAGAUCAAGAAGCUUGUGAUUGCCGGUCACAGUCUGGGAGGGAGCUAUGCGCUUGAGGUGGCUCGGCAGCUGCUGUCAGGCGUCGGGCUCAACGUCGACAUCUCUGUCAUCACCUUCGGCUCUCCCGCAGUGUUUGCUAGGAGGACGGGGGCGAAGCACUGCGGAAAGGAUGUAUGGCGGAAACCCCCGACCCUUCUUGAGAGCGCUGCUGACUUUGGAUGGAAGCUUCUCACAGGCAGGGAGGCCUGCAGACUCAAGGAGGACUCGAGCAUGCGGAAGCUUGACGCAAGUGUGGUCAACAUCGUCAACCGCUGGGACCUCGUUCCUAGAGCACACCUCCUCCCUCGACUCAUGCGACAGAGCAACUCAAAGGAGAUCCUGCAAGCUUUCACCAAGCACGUCGCCUCUCGGCUGGGAGGAGGGUACGCGGUGAUGGCGACUGUUGAGAGCAACCAGUCCCUGCCUCGACCUCGCCAGGCCCCCCAAGACGCUCAGUGGAACUUCUUCUUCGACGACGACGUCCCAGGAUUCGCCGCCUCCACCACGCAGGCUGACUUUCCGUACGAGUUUAUGCUCACCGACCACAGCAGAUACUCCAGCUCAAUCCGAGCGUACGGGGUGAUCUGGCACAUCCUCAACGAGCUGUGUUGGAAGACCGGAAGGACUUCCUGUGCGUCCAUGGUAGAGAGGCUGGGGGAGAUCAGAAAAGACGCGGCCAUGACGAGCGCACAGCAGCAGGCAUGGGAGUCGUUCUACAGCGAUCAGAGCAAGAUGGACAUGGUGAGGGCCCGAGCUCGCGACCUCCAACGAACUUCCAGCACUGAUCAGGAGAGCGAAUAUCAUGAAGGAAGUCACGCAUGGGUCAGCCUCAUGUCUGAUGUUGCGGCUUUCGACUACAUGACGCCAGUCUACGAGGAGGAGGAGGACGAGGAGGAGGAGGACAAGCAAACCCUCGACGUACAUCCUUGCAGCACUGGGGGGAGGGAGCAUGACUGA
Guillardia theta CCMP2712 is the source of this 2556-nucleotide messenger RNA. RefSeq lists its product as hypothetical. The transcript is spliced from 19 exons. Bases 1 to 2556 code for a protein of 851 amino acids. Lineage: Eukaryota; Cryptophyceae; Pyrenomonadales; Geminigeraceae. Gene Ontology annotation, biological process: lipid metabolic process. The record is from RefSeq and is a predicted model, not a curated record.